AUGGCGAGCGGCGAACCGAGCGCUCCCUCGUUGCUGUCACCCGUGUCAGGUACAACGCCAAGCGCCGGAAGUUAUGCAACACGCCAGCCACCGUCCGCUUCGGCUAGCAGCAGCAACAGCACGGUACCGAGCCAACCUGUUGCGGUCACAGCGGCAGCAGGCAGCAAUCCUCCCAAUGGCCCGGCGGGUCCGGGCCAGCAAAGUUCACUGUCACCCCGGCGGCGGGCCCGGUUGCAGCGCUCGGAACGGCUUCAAUCCGACCACUCCCAAUCAUCGCCAUCCUACUCGUCCUGGGAGGCGCUGAUACGGGACAGCUUCGGUCAGAUCGUUUGGCCCAUCCGUAUCACCAGCUGGGAGAUGGUACAGACCGACCGUGCGGGUGGUUGUGGUGGUGCAAGUGGCGGUGGUGGCGGGUUUAUGGCUGGGGGUCGUAAUGCUUCCUACCAUGCGACCGAUUACGCUGCAGCCAGCACCUCGGCCACAGAGCUCAUAUCGAGGCGGGGCGUCUUCUCCCGGCGCCAUUACGGAUCAGUGGACCAGCUACCGCAGUCAGAGAUUGAUGGAUUGGAUCCGAACUGUCGCCGGUUUCGGCUGGAAAAUGGCGAAUCCUUAGCGGAGAAGGACGAGGUUUUUGGCUCCCCAAGUAUACCCAUUCUGGAAAACCCGGAACAUCAAACACGGUGGUACUUCAAGUAUUUUCUGGGAAAACUACAUCAAAACUAUGUUGGUAUCGAUUCGGAGAAGAAUCCUUACUUUCUUUCGAUCGUCUCGCAGGAUUCUGGUAGCAAGUGUAUGCCGCUCUACCGUGUUAUGCUGUUCCGGAAACAGGGUGCACAGAAACUUGCUCUACCGUACAACCCGCAGCAGAAGCUGACGGUGAAGCAGAUACUAUCCAACUUCACGCUGAUGGACUCGAACAAAUCGCCAAAGGAAAUCUUUUCCGCCGACAUCCAGAAGGAUCUGCUGCUGCUCGAGGAACAGGAGGGCUCGGUGAACUUCAAGUUCGGCGUGGUGUACAUGAAGGCGGGCCAAAAGUUAGACGAUGAAAUGCUGAGCAAUGAAACCGGAAGUCCGGAGUUUGACGAUUUUCUUACACUGUUGGGUGAAAAGAUUCGGUUAAAGGACUGGGAGCGGUACCGUGGUGGGCUCGAUGUGAAAGGUGACAUGACGGGAAAGUACUCCAUCUACACGCUCUACGAGGGACACGAGAUAAUGUUUCACGUAUCGACGCUACUACCAUUUAGCCGAGAUAAUCGACAGCAGGUUGAACGAAAACGGCACAUCGGCAACGAUAUCGUCAAUAUCAUUUUCAUCGACGAAGCGUCCUCCGGCGAAGAGACGGAGUUCAUACCGAACAACGUAAAGAGUCAAUUUACGCAUGUGUUUGCCGUCGUGACGAAGCGUGGAACACGCUACCGGUUAGCUGUCUACUGCGAUGAAACGGUUCCACCCUUUGGCCCUACGCUGCCCAAUCCGCCCGAGUUUGAGGAUCCGGCCGUCUUCCGGGACUUUCUGCUGGUGAAGCUGAUCAACGGCGAGAAGGCCACCUUCCAAACGCCGACCUUUGCAAGGAAGCGUGAACGGACGCUAGAAAUGUUGAUAAAGGACCUGUACGAGGAGUAUGUGCACGACAAUAAAAUGAAUAUGCUCAAUAGACGAGCAUUCUCGGAGGUUCUUUACGAUGCACCGCGCACUUCGAAGCUGAAGGAAGACGCCCGCCAGGUGGAGUUCGUGCGCAUCGGUCAGGCACUGAAGCUGGAAGCCAUCGUGCGGGGCGAUGCGCCCACCAGCAUCGCAUCAGCCGGCACAGUCUUCAAGCGUCCACCCUGGGAACCGCACUGUUUCUAUCCAACGUUCCAGCCGCGGAACGAACUGGUCGGGGACAGCUGGGGCCAGGAUCAACUGUUUCUCGCCUCGGACGAAGGUACAUAUCUGAUCAAGGAGGACCAAACGCACCGGGUCGUGUUCGACAAGACGCUCUGCGUGAAGCAACUGAACGUGGUGGAGGACCAUGGCAUCAUGCUGGUGCGGGGUGGAUCCGCGCUGCAGAAGGAUGGCCACCGGAUACACGUGUUUCGGCUGAACGAGUUUUCGGACGAUCGGUUGGUGCAGCGUUCGCGCAUAGACGUGAAGGAGCGAAGGAUCGAGAAGACGCGCGGUUGCCACCUGUACGCGAUAUCACGUGCAGGUGAGGCCCACCUGCGGAUGGCGGUAGCCGUUGGACGAAAGCUGUUGAUCUACCAGUGGAAGCACACGGCGGCCUGGACGUCCUGGUGCCCAAACAGCGACAAUGACACGGUGGAAGGGUUUCUAUUCCUGAAGGAGAUCCAUCUGCACGAUUCACCGACGAUCAUGACGAUUUUGGAGGGAUCCUGUCCUAAUGCGGGACUGCUUAUUUGUGUCGGGUAUCGCCAUCACUUUGAGAUCGUGUCCGAGCUGACCGGGCAUGGGACGAAGCUACACGAAACGGAUACGUUGAAGCGCACCCAAACCCAUCUGGUGGCCGCUCUCGAUCUGUACGACGGUCAAGACACUGAGCUGCUGCUGUGUUACAAUCAUACCUGUCACUUUCAAAAACUGUCGGAGGAGUGUAACAACAGCACGGAGUUUGACUUCCAAUUCAAUACGCCACCGUCUUCGGUUGUGUGCGCCUUCCCGUACAUCAUCGCGUUCACGCCGGACACGAUGGAGAUCCGGCUGCUGGUGAACGGGAAUCUGGUGCACACGGUCACGAUGGCCGAACUGCAGCUGAUCACAUCCAAGAAGGAUAUCUUCUUCGUAACGACCGCUCCCGAGUUCAUUCCCAAAGGUGCCAAACUGCGUGGUCUCGAUGCGGAAGAUCACGAACAGAUGAACAAGCCCAGGAUCGAGGAGAGUCGCGUCGUUCCCGAGGAUGAUUCAUCGACGAGCCCGGGGCGCAGUAGAUUGAGUUCCGACGAGGAGAACUCGACCGGUGCUCCCGCACCACCGACCCUAGAGUCGGAUCAAUCCGAACCGAGCAAGGAAGCGAGCGGUGGUAGUCUUACCACACCCCAGAUUCAGCGCGCCAAGUCCCUGCAAAACCCCAAACCUGAGUCAGAAGUUGGCAAGCCGAAAGAGGUCACCCUUUCGGUGGACGAUCUGAAGCGACCAAUAUCCAAGAGCAACUCGUACGGUGAAGCCGGCACAUCGUUUUCCAUACCGACGACAACCUGCAGCAAAGAUCUGGCGAAACAUUUCGGUGCCCAGCCGCUACCGAACACGAAGGACCUCUGUCGACACUUUGGCGAAGCGUCCGUGCCGCCCAACUCGCCACGUAACAGCACGAUCGUGAAGGGUACGUCGCCCAGUUCGCCGACGCGCAAAUCCUUCAUCCGACAGCCCACGCUGAACCUGGGCAAAUCGCAGACGAACGAAGGCGAAACGUCACCGUCGAACGGAUCGUCCAACAGCAAACCGUUGCGCAUCUACCGUAUACCGCUGACGAAUCUGACUGGAACGCACGUCCAGUCGCACCAUUAUCACUAUCCAAGCAAUGAUCCUGCCAAGAAGCCGACCGCCAUCGCUACCAAGAUGCAUCCGAGCGCGGCCAUUGCGGCGGCGGUCGUGACACGGCCGAGUGAAAGUGCUCAGGAGCGGGUCCGUCAGCUGCAGUCCUCGAACGAGGAGGACGAGGAAGGCAUAUCACCGUCGGACGAAUCGCACGGCGAGAUUGCGGAGGCGGCCGAGGUGAGCGUUCCACCGACGCUAAGCAUCUUCGACCAGAUCCAGCAGGAUCUGCAGGAGCUCAGCAUGAAGGAUAAGCACGAGCAGGACGAGCUGUGCAGUUCGGUCCUAACGCCACUGUAAGCGGAGGUUGGCAUCGCUCCAUACGACCAGAUAUACACGCAUCUCUCGCUGCCACUGACUGUUUUGAGGAGGUUGUGUACGUUGGGAAGCUACCACACCCGGCCACAAGAUCUUCAGUACAUACAAACAUAUACUAAGGUUACAAACACUAAGCAAAUGGUUUCAUCAUUAAGCGCGCAUGCGUUUUGUUGAUGUUAGGUAAGCGACAGGGCGCACGGGACGGAGUUGUUCGUGAUCACGUUAUACUGUACUGCGAUGUAGCAGCGAGGAAGGUUAAAAAUCUAAGCGCAAACGCACAUUAUCCAUUGGGAGGUGUCCGGUGUAAAAGAAACUGAUUUAUCGCGUCACGUGUGGAGGACCCCCAUUGGUUGGCAGACCAAGCUUGCCCGUUCAUCCCCAUUCACCGGUGGACGGUCGUUCGUUUAUCCCGUCCGGAGUAGGGUUUUUUGUUUUUGAAAUGGUUCAUGGUUCCGAUGUUCGUUGUUUCGGGAGCUGGCACCUUGUGAAGGUUCGGGCAGGACCAAUUCAACUGAGCCCCUUGAAUUGGUCACAUUCAGCCCAGCGAGCGUGUUGGAACAUCUGAACCAAAACAAUUUCUUGUGUUGCGUAUUUUUAGCUGGUGAUGGACUGGUGUAAUGAUGCCCGGGACGUGGAACCACAUCGCUAUCGUACGGAGGAUCGCGGGGACGUGUUGUUCAUUAUCGAUAAUUACUAACUGAAUUACUGUAGCACUAACCAACCGAAUUACACAAACUACAAACAUACGAGCAGGGGAGCGUUGAGCAAUAUGCGGAAGCGAAAGGCAGUAAACAAAAUGGCCGACAGUGGGUUAGGCGUAAAGCAAAGUAUUUUAUGUACAACCAGGUAUAAGCAGGUGUAGCUGCCGCCAUUGUUUGAACUAGUGCUCAUCACAAAUAUUAAGUAGGACACAUAUAUAAUGAGAGAGAGGAUUCAUGCUAUACACAUGUCCAUGGUAGGAUCAAUCCCAGCAAGAACUGUCCUUCACGCCCAACGUAAAAUACAUUGAUCCUGUCGGAUGCUUCACAUAAAGGACACAAUCGAGAGGAUAAGACCAACGCCGGCGUUAUCUAUUUCUCUUCUCUUGUGAAGCCAUCAUCCUCCAAAUAUUCUUACACACACACACCCACACACAGGCGGCAUGUUGUUUCCCUGUUUUCUUGCGCUGUGAAAUAAAGACACAAACAUGAACCGAUUUACGUGAUCAAGCGAUAUACAAAGCAAACACAACAUUAGAGGAUGUUAAAGUAGCAAGAGUUGUCCUACCACACUGGAAUCUAUCUCGUCCGAUCCGUCGUAUGAUGCUGCAUAUGCUACAGCAUACAAAAUGGGAAACACGUGCAAAGGGACAAAUAGGCACGGAGAGUUGAUCAACUAGACGCAAACAUAAACAGAUACAGAUAUAGCUAUAUGUUACAUCGUUGAAAUGAUGCAAACCAAAGAGACAAACAAACGCACAUAUUACCGAACUGUAUUUACUUGCUAGAACUAUUACUAUGCUACUUAUUUACAAUUCGCUAGCGCGCCUACCAUCCUUGUUGGCCCCGCAACCCCGAAGCGAAGAAGGGUCACCGUUUUAUUGUGUGUGUGUGCGUGUGGCACAACCAGCUGGGAACGAACACCACACAGAGUCAAAGCAAAUAAAGGUUUUUUGGUUUAGUUGAGCGA
Molecule: messenger RNA, 5514 nt
Organism: Anopheles moucheti
Lineage: Eukaryota; Metazoa; Arthropoda; Insecta; Diptera; Culicidae
Product: GTPase-activating Rap/Ran-GAP domain-like protein 3
Exons: 13
Coding region: 1-3828 (1275 amino acids)
Biological process (GO): regulation of small GTPase mediated signal transduction; activation of GTPase activity
Cellular component (GO): cytoplasm
Molecular function (GO): GTPase activator activity
Source: RefSeq, a predicted model, not a curated record